This is a messenger RNA of Eurypyga helias (sunbittern), 1055 nucleotides long. Its product is annotated as transitional endoplasmic reticulum ATPase-like. The record is from RefSeq and is a predicted model, not a curated record. The annotation marks the transcript as partial. Gene Ontology annotation, biological process: autophagosome maturation; mitotic spindle disassembly; retrograde protein transport, ER to cytosol. Gene Ontology annotation, molecular function: ATP hydrolysis activity; polyubiquitin modification-dependent protein binding; ATP binding. NCBI's taxonomy places the organism in Eukaryota, Metazoa, Chordata, Aves, Eurypygiformes, Eurypygidae. The transcript is spliced from 5 exons. Gene Ontology annotation, cellular component: cytosol; VCP-NPL4-UFD1 AAA ATPase complex; nucleus.
GCCCGCCAAGCAGCCCCUUGUGUGCUUUUCUUUGAUGAGUUGGACUCCAUUGCAAAGGCUCGAGGUGGGAAUAUCGGUGAUGGUGGUGGUGCUGCAGACCGUGUCAUUAACCAGAUCCUGACAGAGAUGGACGGCAUGUCCACCAAGAAAAACGUCUUCAUCAUCGGUGCCACCAACAGGCCAGACAUUAUUGAUCCAGCCAUCUUGCGCCCUGGCCGCUUGGAUCAACUCAUCUACAUUCCUCUGCCUGAUGAGAAGUCCCGGGUUGCUAUUCUUAAGGCCAACCUGAGGAAAUCGCCAGUUGCCAAGGAUAUAGACUGGGAUUUCCUAGCUAAAAUGACCAAUGGCUUUUCGGGGGCUGACCUGACAGAAAUUUGCCAGCGUGCCUGCAAACUGGCCAUCCGUGAGUCCAUUGAGAGUGAGAUCAGGCGAGAACGUGAGAGGCAGACCAACCCUUCUGCCAUGGAAGUGGAGGAGGAUGACCCAGUCCCUGAGAUACGCAGGGAUCACUUUGAGGAGGCCAUGCGCUUUGCUCGACGCUCUGUCAGUGACAACGACAUCAGGAAAUAUGAGAUGUUUGCACAGACUCUACAGCAGAGCCGUGGCUUUGGCAGCUUCAGGUUCCCAUCAGGUAACCAGGGUGGUGCUGGUCCGAGCCAAGGCACAGGAGGCGGCAGUGGGGGCAACGUGUACAGUGAAGACAACGAUGAUGAUCUCUAUGGUUAACUCGCUGUCCUCUGUGGACCAAACUCCAAACCAGGCCACGUUGAAUAGGGAAAAAAUCCAGUGUUCAAUGGACUCUUGGCUUCAUUCCUCAGUCAGAACAGUGUAGCUGCACUUCAGACUUUGUACAGGGAAUGUUUUCUGCAAACAAAAAUCCAGACUGGUGUUAAAUUGGGAGGCAGACAGUAAAUUAACAAGUAGGGGAACCAACUUAAUUUCUGAGAUAUUUCUGUUCUACUUUGUGGCAGAAUCAGCAGCUUUAGCAAAGAGUACAAUGCUAGCCUGUAUUAAAAAAAACCCACAUAAAUAAUAAAUUAAAAAAAAACCCACAA